Molecule: messenger RNA, 690 nt
Organism: Saprolegnia diclina VS20
Lineage: Eukaryota; Oomycota; Saprolegniomycetes; Saprolegniales; Saprolegniaceae
Exons: 4
Coding region: 1-690 (229 amino acids)
Source: RefSeq, a predicted model, not a curated record
AUGCGCACCAGCAUUGCCUUGUUCGCGUCAAUGCUUGCGACAGCGCUCGCUUGUCCGGAUGGCCAUGCUCUAACGUCCAGCGCCGAGCUCUGCGGUGACAUUUGCCCGCUCCAAGACGGCGUUAAGGCCCAGAGCUGCGUCUAUUACCCGAGCAAGUAUGACGACUUUACGUGCCAACCGUCGUCGCUGGGCACGUGCGUCGAGGCGCCCGAGGCCGGGUGCACGCUCCAGUGCCUCACCAACACGUGGGCCCGCAACGGCUCGUACGUCAUCGGGAUCCGCGGCGUGUCGGGCUCGUUUGGUCGCGCAGAGCCGGUCCGUAUCGUCGAGGACUACCGCGCCGACAACAUCACCGAGCUGGAGCUCAAAAACUACAACGACGAAAAACACCGGCUCACGCUCCUCGACGGCGCCUUGACCAAGUCGUCGCUAACGUCCUUGUACAACGUCAAGCUGUCGAUCCAGGAACAUGUGUUUCCGCCAUUCGUUGAAACGCUUGUGCUGUGCAAGGCCGGCGUCCGCUGGAUUCCUAAAGAGGACUUUGGCCUCCAGGCGCUCAAGACUCUGGAGAUUUCGGGACAAUAUCUCGACACGAUCGACCUCUCGGACGACGAAAGGGCUUUCUUGGCCAACGUCAACUGCACCUUCUCGCGACAAGAACCACACCACAUAUAUUUUUGCUAUUCUUGA